UUUGGGUAGUCGUUGUCAUUCCCAAAUGCCCAAACGUGUCAGGAACAUAUAGAUACUCGAAUAAUCUUGAUAGGACAUCAGGGUGCAGAGAAAUUAUAAUUUUACUGAGUGGCUUCACGAAAAAAUAAGCAGCAUUUUAAACCACCUAAGGAAGUUGAGUACGAACAAAAUUAGAAUAUUUGAAGUGAUAGUACAGCUAGUACAUGAGGUAGCUUCUGGUCGACACCCCAGACGAGAACAGAGUCAGUAGGAUUGAUAUGGCUACAUCAGCUCAACCAUUUAGUGGGAAAUGUUGUUUAUUGGAGUCCCACUUCUGCAAGCUCCCGAGCCAGAGUAAUGUAUACGGACUAGCAAAAGUGUUCAUGCCGAGCGGAAUGAACAAGAUUUUGGUGGCGUCACUAUGCGGUAAAGUCAUAUCUAUGGAGUAUCAGAAAACAAGGCCUUCAUCCCAAGAAAUUCAUUUUACGUAUAUCCCUGGUGAUGCCCAGGUUGUGUCGAUAGAUGCAUUCAAUAAGAGCUUCCAGUCCAAUGGUGUUGUUGUUGGUAUUACAUUUAUAAAGGAAGGCCCAGAUGGAAAGCCAGUGCCAUUCAUUAAUAUUUAUUCAGAUUGGGAGCAGGGAUCAGAGUACAACCUUGCAAGUAUAGCCCAAGGUUGUUUCAGCUUAGAAUUGCCUUGCAUCCCAUAUUACCUAUCUCAUGCUCAGUUAUUUAUGCAAGGUAGCAUAGAGACUGUAUUCUUACUGAGCGGUAGCGAUAACCAAGUCCACUUAUUCCGGGAAGAUAAGUUUCAACACAUGUUCUUCAAAGAAGACACUCUGCAUUUAUUUCCUGAAUUUGAGUCGACCCCAAGUCCUAUUCUCUGGUUUAAUAUGAGGUAUUUCGAUGAGCACAAGCGACGUUUAGCAGCGUAUGGGUGUCAAAAUGGCUUCCUAAAGGUGACACUAGUUAACACUGAAACCAUGAAGGUUCUAAAUGAAUGGACUGCUCAACAUGACACUCCUGUUACAUCAGUAAAAUUAUUCACUCUGCAAACUGAAGCCGAGUAUCCAUCAUUUCUGGCAUCAAGUGCCGAUUCUGUAUGCUCUGUUGAUGACAGCGAAUCAGAAAGUAACAUUGUGCCAGAGUAUCACCUAGUCGUUACAAGUGCGUUGGAAGUGUCUGUUGUGUAUCGCCACAUCUUAGAGAGAGGAUUAUAUGAUCAACUGGUGCUCCCAGAGAGUGACAAAUAUGAUUGUGUUCUCUCAACAUGUGUUGCUGAUGUAGAUUUUGAUGGCAAUAAUGAAAUACUUCUAGCUACAUAUGGUCACAAACUAUUGGCAUAUAAAUUCAUCAGUAGAAAACUUAAACUGGGCCAGAGUUCAGGUCACCAUAGCAACCAGCCAAGCGAUCCCUCAGUACUUCAUGCGCACACUCAAAAACACAAACCUUCCCUAACAGACGGAGACUAUAAAAUGAUUUGGCAGAGAAGUUUCGCAGACCCCUUAUUAGCAGUAGAACAAGUUGAUCUAUUGGGAGAUGGCAUGCUAGAACUUGCUGUGUUGUCACUAAGGGGUCUUCAUAUUCUUCAGCAUGACCUUGACGAGGCAGGUGAACUUUGUGAGAGGCGACUAAGAGAAUUAACACGCACCUUGCCUGAGCUAGAUGCCUUUCAGCAAUUACAAUCUGAGAAUUUGAUGGAAAGCACACAAACUCAAUCCAGUGACUCUGCAUAGACAAUUGUACAAUACUUCACAAGUUCAAAUUUCCCGCCAUUUUUCAAAAAAUUAAAACAAAUUGAAAAUCCACCGAAAUAGAUAAAAAUC
Messenger RNA from Owenia fusiformis, 1802 nucleotides. The record is from the annotation of a GenBank genome assembly. NCBI's taxonomy places the organism in Eukaryota, Metazoa, Annelida, Polychaeta, Sabellida, Oweniidae.